This is a messenger RNA of Dracunculus medinensis (Guinea worm), 2235 nucleotides long. The record is from the annotation of a GenBank genome assembly. NCBI's taxonomy places the organism in Eukaryota, Metazoa, Nematoda, Chromadorea, Rhabditida, Dracunculidae.
AUGGCGCAAUACAGAGAAGAACAGCAACAACACCAUGUUACAAGGAAUUUUUAUCACCAGCAACGAUUAAGAACGGCGACAGCAACAAUGAAUGGAAAUUAUUCAGCAUUAUUUUUUAAAAGUAAAAGUAAUCAACAUACACUGAAUUAUAUAAAUUUAAACUAUUGGCGACAAUAUUGUAAUUAUUUACCUUUAAUAUUUCGUGAAUUAUUGUUCAAUAAUUAUUUAUUAUCAAGAAAUAAUCAGCGAGCAACAACAAUAACUACUACAGUUGGUGAGUUUAGUUCUUCGGAACAACCUUGGAUAAAUUUUAAUUUUUUUUUAUCGCCAGUGGCAACAAUGCAAGCGCGACAACAUCGAAGAAACGGUUUAGAAAUAUUGCCUUUAUUGGAUAUUUAUGGAACUAAACCACAACAACAGCAUGAUCUAUCGCCAUCAACUUUAAGUACUUCAAGUAGUGGAGUUUUAUCAGUAGAUGACCAUAACAAUAAAAGUUCAACUAACAAAGUACCACUAUCUUCUUUCGCUAUUAAACAUGGGAAUAGUGGCAAUAAUCUGGAUAAUAUUAAAAAUGAUGGUAAUAACGACAAAAAUAAUGAUAAUAAUAGUAAUUCAAGAAGCGAGUUUGAAAGACGUUUAUCAACAACAGCGUUAACAAAAGCAUAUUUUAAUACAAAUUUAAAGCGACAAAAAUUAGAACAGAAAGAAAAUAUUGAAAAAUUAGUCGCUGAAAAGCUUCUUGUGAAGGAUUCAGCCGAACAACAUCAGUAUUUUAUACUUAAUAAUAAAUUUUCAUGGAUCGUCAAAAAUCAUCGAAAAUCAUUUGAAUUGCCUAACAAGGUAUGUAUUAAAUUUCUUGUUUUUGUCAGUCAACCCGAUGGAAUAUUGCUUAGAGCAUUUCAACCAUCGGCAUAUGAUUCGGCUUAUACGGCUUGUCUCAUUGGUCCUCAUUUCUCAGUUCCGAAACUUAUUGAUAAUGAAUGUUUAUCAGAAGUAUGUCUUCUGCCAAAUGAUGGUAAAACUGCGCAACAGCAUUAUGAUUUGAACGCAAAUCCUCUUUCGCGAACCGAUAAUAAGCUAUCUGAGAAGCCUUUCUUCAGUGGGACAUCAUGCGAAGUACCUCAUGCGACGAAAGUCUCAGAUCAAAGAGAAUUUCUCAGUGAGAAUUAUAAUGCGCAAAAUUUUCCGAAGCUGCCGAGGCAUUUGUUAACAGAUUACUAUCGACGAGAUAAUCAAAGGAAAAUUUCGUCUAAUGAAAAUCUCAAGAAAGAUUAUAUUUCCGGAUCGAAUUAUUAUAAUAAUACACAACAGCAGCGUUCAUCAAGGAAACCUCUGUCAUCGAGACAAACACAAAGAGAUGUUUAUAUACCACAAUAUAUAAAUGAUCGUCAACAAUCUUAUUCUCGAAGCGCUUCUCAAUCAGUUACCGUAGAUUUCGAACGUGGUUUUUCUCUUAAAAGCUCAGGAAAUCGUUAUCAACGAAAUCAUCCAGCAAGAUUUUUAGGAAUUCGCUCUGGUUCUUAUAGAAAUUAUCGUGAUAGAAACGCUUAUUAUGGUAGAAGAUCUAGCUCAUCGAUUUCACAAAAUGAGCAGGAAGACCAUGGUCGAACUCAAAAGAACUCUGGUUCACGAAAUCAAGAUGUGCUUAGCAAAUAUCCGAUGAAGCCUUUUUGCAAUGGAGCAAAUUUAUAUCCACCAACUGUUAUGCAUGUAACAUCAAGCACUAGCCGCAUACAAAAUCAAACUCAAAUUGAUAAAGAUAGUGAAGAAAAUAUUUUUGAUGAGGUGAUGUCGAAUCUUGCGAAUGAGAUACAACAUACUUUAUCGUCCGAACACAGGCCAAAUUUACGCGACGAAUUAUCGAACUGCUCAUUAGAAAUAAACAAAGGAACUGAUAAUCGCUUAUUAUUUUGCAAUGUUUUGCUGGAUUCGCAAAAAGAAAAUUUACGAUCGUUUGAUGGUGUUCAUUUGUUGCCUUCAGAGAUUUCGAUGAUUAGUCGCGAAAAUUAUAUUCGAAGAUGUGAAAAACUUAAUGAUUACCAAAUUCAACGACUUAUGACAAUAGCGAAUGUCUCAUGUUCAGAUCGUAGCAAUCAGUUAUUUGCUGAAAUAUUGUUUUGUUCUUCGCCUUAUAAGCAUUCACUAUUUCUGGCUUGGCUUGCUGAACUGAUCGCCAGAGAACUAUUUGAAGAUAGCGAAAAAGAAGAGCACCUAGGAAGUGAUUAUGACAGCUAG